Molecule: messenger RNA, 7367 nt
Organism: Doryrhamphus excisus (bluestripe pipefish)
Lineage: Eukaryota; Metazoa; Chordata; Actinopteri; Syngnathiformes; Syngnathidae
Source: RefSeq, a predicted model, not a curated record
CAAAUGGGAAACACCCAAGUAGAAGUGGAACUGCUGUUCAAUGAUUCGGUAUCAACAGAUCAAAUCCCAGAAGCGGAUGCGGUGGUAGACACGUUGGUACAGGCUGUGACUAGUCCCAACAACACUUUCAAACUAACUAUUGAUCCAGACUCGAUAGCAGUCAUUCCUGAACAGCCAAGAACAACCACCCACAAACCAACAACUCAUGUACCUACAUCCACAAAUGCACCAUUAACCACAACUCAUGGACCAACAAGCAGCCAAGUUCCCUCAGCUCAUCGACCAACGGCCACCCUUGGGUCAACAACCACCCAAAUUCCUACAACUCACAGACCAGUAACCACCCACAUUCCCAUAACACAUGGAGCAGUAACAACCCAGACAUCUACAUCCCAGGGAUCAACCACAACCCACAUACCAACAACUCAUGCACCAGUAAGCACCCAGGUAUCUACAACUCAUGAACCAACAACCAUCCAGGUUCCCUCAACCCAUGGGCCAACCAUCGCCCAUGGACCAACAACCACCCAAAUUCCCACAACUCAUGGACCAAUAAGCACCCACAUGCCCACAAUCCAUGAAGAAGUAACCACCCAACCAUCUACAACCCAUGGACCAACCGCCACGCAGGUUCACACAACGCAUGGACAAAGAAGUACCCCAGUACUUACAACUCAUGGACCAUCAAACAGCCAGGUUCCCACAACUCAUGGACCAACAAGCAGCCAACUCCUCUCAACUCAUGGACCAACGACCACCCAUGGGCCAAAAACCACCAAAAUUCUUACAACUCACGAACCAGUAAGCAGAAGUACCCCGGUACCUUCAACUCAUAGACCAACAAACACCCAGGUUCCCACAACUAACGGACCAACAAGCAACCAUGUUCCCACAACUCACGGACCAACAAGCAGCCAAGAUCCCUCAGCUCAUGGACCAACGACCACCCAUGAGCCAACAACCACCCAAAUUCCCACAUCCCAUGGGCCAACAACCACCCACAUGCCCACAACUCGUGGAGCAGUAACAACCCAGGGAUCUACAAUCCAUGGGCCUAUAAGCACCCACAUGCCCACAACUCAGGGACCAGUAACCACUCAGGCAUCUACAGCUCAUGGACCAAUAAUCACCCACAUGCCCUCAACCCAUGGAGCAGUAACCACCCAGGCAUCUACAACUCAUGAACCAGCAAGCAUCCAGGUUCCCUCAACCCAUGGGCCAACCAUCGCCCAUGGGCCAACAACCACCCAAUUUCCCACAACUCAUGGCCCAAUAAGCACCCAGAUGACCACAAUCCAUGAAGAAGUAACCACUAAGGCCUCUACAACCCAUGUACCAUCAGACAGCCAGGUUCCCACAACUCAUGGACCAACAAGCAGCCAACUCCGCUCAGCUCAUGGACCAACGACCACCCAUGGGCCAAGCACCACCCAAAUUCUUACAACUCACGGACCAGUAAGCACCCAGGUAUCUACAACUGAUGGACCAGGAAGCAUCCAGGUUCCAUCAACUCAUGGACCAAUAACCACCCACAUGCCCAUAACACAUAAAGCAGUAACGACCCAGGCAUCUAUAUCCCAUGGACCAACCACUACCCAAAUUCCCACAACUCAUGGAUCAACAACCACACACAUACCUACAACUCAUGGACCGACAACCACCCAGGUAUCUACAACUCAUGAACCAACAAACAUCCAGGUUGCCUCAACCCAUGGGCCAACCACUGCCCAUGGGCCAACACCCACGCACAUGCCCACAACUCAUGGACCAAUAAGCACCCACAUGCCCACAAUCCAUGAAGAAGUAACCACUCAGGCAUCUACAACGCAUGGACCAACUACCAUGCAGGUUCACACAACGCAUGGGCAAAGAAGUACCCCAGUACCUACAACUCAUGGACCAUCAGACAGCCAGGUUCCUACAACUCAUGGACCAUCAGACAGCCAGGUUCCUACAACUCAUGGACCAUCAGACAGCCAGGUUCCCACAACUCAUGGACCAACGGCCACCAAUGGGCCAAGAACCACCCAAAUUCUUACAACUCACGGACCAGUAACCACCCAGGUAUCUACAACUGAUGGACCAGCAAGCAUCCAGGUUCCAUCAACUCAUGGACCAAUAACCACCCACAUGCCCAUAACACACAAAGCAGUAACGACCCAGGCAUCUGUAUCCCAUGGACCAACCACUACCCAAAUUCCCACAACUCAUGGAUCAACAACCACCCACAUGCCUACAACUCAUGGACCGACAACCACCCAGGUAUCUACAACUCAUGAACCAACAAGCAUCCAGGUUGCCUCAACCCAUGGGCCAACCACCGCCCAUGGGCCAACACCCACACACAUGCCCACAACUCAUGGACCAACAAGCACCCACAUGCCCACAAUCCAUGAAGAAGUAACCACUCAGGCAUCUACAACCCAUGGACCAACCGCCAUGCAGGUUCACACAACGCAUGGACAAAGAAGUACCCCAGUACCUACAACUCAUGGACCAUCAGACAGCCAGGUUCCUACAACUCAUGGACCAACGACCACCCAUGGGCCAAGAACCACCCAAAUUCUUACAACUCACGGACCAGUAACCACCCAGGUAUCUACAACUGCUCCAUCAACUCAUGGACCAAUAACCACUCUCAUGCCCAUAACACAUAAAGCAGUAACGACCCAGGCAUCUGUAUCCCAUGGACCAACCACUACCCAAAUUCCCACAACUCAUGGACCAACAACCACCCACAUGCCUACAACUCAUGGACCGACAAACAUCCAGGUAUCUACAACUCAUGAACCAACAAGCAUCCAGGUUGCCUCAACCUAUGGGCCAACCACCGCCCAUGGGCCAACACCCAGACACAUGCCCACAACUCAUGGACCAACAAGCACCCACAUGCCCACAAUCCAUGCAGAAGUAACCACUCAGGCAUCUACAACCCAUGGACCAACCGCCAUGCAGGUUCACACAACGCAUGGACAAAGAAGUACCCCAGUACCUACAACUCAUGGACCAUCAGACAGCCAGGUUCCUACAACUCAUGGACCAUCAGACAGCCAGGUUCCUACAACUCACGGACCAUCAGACAGCCAGGUUCCUACAACUCACGGACCAUCAGACAGCCAGGUUCCCACAACUCAUGGACCAACGACCACCCAUGGGCCAAGAACCACCCCAAUUCUUCCAACUCGUGGACCAAUAACCACCCACAUGCCCAUAACACAGAAAGCAGUAACGACCCAGGCAUCUGUAUCCCAUGGACCAACCACUACCCAAAUUCCCACAACUCAUGGACCAACAACCACCCACAUGCCUACAACUCAUGGACCGACAAACACCCAGGUAUCUACAACUCAUGAACCAACAAGCAUCCAGGUUGCCUCAGCCCAUGGGCCAACCACCGCCCAUGGGCCAACACCCACACACAUGCCCACAACUCAUGGACCAACAAGCACCCACAUGCCCACAAUCCAUGAAGAAGUAACCACUCAGGCAUCUACAACCCAUGGACCAACCGCCAUGCAGGUUCACACAAUGCAUGGACAAAGAAGUACCCCAGUACCUACAACUCAUGGACCAUCAGACAGCCAGGUUCCUACAACUCAUGGACCAUCAGACAGCCAGGUUCCUACAACUCAUGGACCAUCAGACAGCCAGGUUCCCACAACUCAUGGACCAACGACGACCCGUGGGCCAAGAACCACCCAAAUUCUUCCAACUCACGGACCAGCAACCAUCCAGGUAUCUACAACUGCUCCAUCAACUCAUGGACCAAUAACCACCCACAUGCCCAUAACACAUAAAGCAGUAACGACCCAGGCAUCUGUAUCCCAUGGACCAACCACUACCCAAAUUCCCACAACUCAUGGACCAACAACCACCCACAUGCCUACAACUCAUGGACCGACAAACACCCAGGUAUCUACAACUCAUGAACCAACAAGCAGCCAAGAUCCCUCAGCUCAUGGACCAACGACCACCCAUGAGCCAACAACCACCCACAUGCCCAUAACACAGAAAGCAGUAACGACCCAGGCAUCUGUAUCCCAUGGACCAACCACGACACAAAUUCCCACGACUCAUGGAUCAACAAGCACCCACAUGCCUACAACUCAUGGACCGACAACCACCCAGUUAUCUACAACUCAUGAACCAACAAGCAUCCAGGUUGCCUCAACCCAUGGGCCAACCACCGCCCAUGGGCCAACAAGCACCCACAUGCCCACAAUCCAUGAAGAAGUAACCACUCAGGCAUCUACAACCCAUGGACCAACCGCCAUGCAGGUUCACACAACGCAUGGACAAAGAAGUACCCCAGUACCUACAACUCAUGGACCAUCAGACAGCCAGGUUCCUACAACUCAUGGACCAUCAGACAGCCAGGUUCCCACAACUCAUGGACCAACGACCACCCAUGGGCCAAGAACCACCCAAAUUCUUCCAACUCAUGGACCAAUAACCACCCACAUGCCCAUAACACAUAAAGCAGUAACGACCCAGGCAUCUAUAUCCCAUGGACCAACCACGACCCAAAUUCCCACGACUCCUGGAUCAACAACCACCCACAUGCCUACAACUCAUGGACCGACAACCACCCAGGUAUCUACAACUCAUGAACCAACAAGCAUCCAGGUUGCCUCAGCCCAUGGGCCAACCACUGCCCAUGGGCCAACACCCACACACAUGCCCACAACUCAUGGACCAACAAGCACCCACAUGCCCACAAUCCAUGAAGAAGUAACCACUCAGGCAUCUACAACCCAUGGACCAACCGCCAUGCAGGUUCACACAACGCAUGGACAAAGAAGUACCCCAGUACCUACAACUCAUGGACCAUCAGACAGCCAGGUUCCUACAACUCACGGACCAUCAGACAGCCAGGUUCCUACAACUCAUGGACCAUCAGACAGCCAGGUUCCCACAACUCAUGGACCAACGACGACCCGUGGGCCAAGAACCACCCAAAUUCUUCCAACUCACGGACCAGCAACCAUCCAGGUAUCUACAACUGCUCCAUCAACUCAUGGACCAAUAACCACCCACAUGCCCAUAACACAUAAAGCAGUAACGACCCAGGCAUCUGGACCAACCACGACACAAAUUCCCACGACUCAUGGAUCAACAAGCACCCACAUGCCUACAACUCAUGGACCAACAACCACCCACAUGCCUACAACUCAUGGACCGACAACCACCCAGUUAUCUACAACUCAUGAACCAACAAGCAUCCAGGUUGCCUCAACCCAUGGGCCAACCACCGCCCAUGGGCCAACAAGCACCCACAUGCCCACAAUCCAUGAAGAAGUAACCACUCAGGCAUCUACAACCCAUGGACCAACCGCCAUGCAGGUUCACACAACGCAUGGACAAAGAAGUACCCCAGUACCUACAACUCAUGGACCAUCAGACAGCCAGGUUCCUACAACUCAUAGACCAUCAGACAGCCAGGUUCCCACAACUCAUGGACCAACGACCACCCAUGGGCCAAGAACCACCCAAAUUCUUCCAACUCAUGAACCAAUAACCACUCACAUGCCCAUAACACAGAAAGCAGUAACGACCCAGGCAUCUAUAUUCCAUGGACCAACCACUACCCAAAUUCCCACAACCCAUGGGCCAACAACCACCCACAUGCCCAUAACACAGAAAGCAGUAACGACCCAGGCAUCUAUAUCCCAUGGACCAACCACUACCCAAAUUCCCACAACUCAUGGAUCAACAACCACCCACAUGCCCACAACUCAUGGACCGACAACCACCCAGGUAUCUACAACUCAUGAACCAACAAGCAUCCAGGUUGCCUCAGCCCAUGGGCCAACCACUGCCCAUGGGCCAACACCCACCCAUGGGCCAACCACCGCCCAUGGGCCAACAACCGCCCACAUGCCCACAACUCAUGGGCCAACAACGUCUCCACCACCAGUCGUCAUUCUUUCUGCGACUUUGGAGGAACCUUUUGUAGAAGAAUUCAAUGAUGUCAAUAGUGAACAGUACAAAGCUCUUGAAACACAAGUGGUCACGGCGUGUGACAUCAUCUAUAGGGCAAGAUUUGGUUUCAUCUUCAUCCGCACCUAUGUCAUCCAAAUCAUCCGCGUAGUGGUCAUCACGCGAAUGGACAACACGCGAGUGGAUGUGGGACUGGAGUUUGUGGACACGGCGUCAACCCCGCAGGAUGACCUCGUCGUUUCCACUUUGCAGGAAACACUCAGUCAACCCAACAACACGUUCAACAUCAGCAUCGUUCAAAACAGCGUUAAAGUCUUACAAUCUCCACAUAAAGCGAAUUCAACAACGCCAAAGCCUGCUUCUACGACCAAAAAGGCACCAUCAACGCCAUUGCAGCUAACAAUACGGACAUUGAGGUUUACGUCAGUGGGCGAGACAUUCAUCAGUGACUUGCUCAAUCAGUCGUCUGCUCCGUUUAUUGCUCGAGCGACGAUGAUCAAAACUACGCUUGAACCUUUCUACAGCAGCGCCUUUUCCUCUUUCAACUCCUUGAGAGUUACAUCAUUCAGUAAUGGCUCAAUCAUCAACAACAUGAACUUGAGGUUUAUAUCGGGGUCGGUGCCCAACAACACCGCCAUUGGACAAGUAUUGAUCGACGCUGCGCCGAACAUCACGGCAUUUAACGUGGACGUCACAUCCAUUUUUGUGAACGGAAUGCAGGUUUCCAGUGGAACGAGCCACAAGACGAGCAUCAUCACUGCAUCCUGCCUAGCGCUGUUGUCAUGGUUACUGUCCAGCCAGCACUAGCAUCAGCAUCAAUGUGUAUGUUAAUAUAUAGAUCUAUAGCUAAUAUAUAUUUUCAUUGCAUUUAAUGUGUUACAAUUGAACAAAGUUCCCAAACUGACGCUCAGGGGCCAAGAUGUGUACGCUUUUUCUUUUGGGUUGCUAAUAAAAUAAAGUCAUUUAUUUGCAAGAUGGGUGUUCUUCCUCCUCUUGAAUAAAGGUUUUUAACUACGUUAAAAAGCCAUAGCAUUUCAGUAUGUGGAAUCAAACUAUGGAAUGGAUUGAGUAAGGAAAUCAAACAAUGCACAACGAUGAGAGACAAUUCAAGAAACAAUACAAGCAGUUGAUGUUUGCUAAAUACAAGGAUGAAGAGUCUUGAACCAGUCAUGAUGUGCUAUAUAUAUCACUAUAUUGACACUUACUAUGGUACACAUUAUGUCAUUGGAUGCUCAUAUCACCUUGUACUUCGGUACGAGGUGCAUUAUUAAAAAUAAAAAAAACACAAAAAAACCUUAAACUGUAUUAUGGAAAGCAGGAAGUGAACAAAUGUAACAGUUACUGAUUGUAAAAGUACCAGAUGGAGGGGUAGGAUUUAAUAAGCUUUGCUUCUUCCUACUCCUUUUGGACAUGUGGAACUGUGAACU